This is a messenger RNA of Orussus abietinus, 315 nucleotides long. Its product is annotated as beta-glucosidase A-like. Gene Ontology annotation, molecular function: beta-glucosidase activity. NCBI's taxonomy places the organism in Eukaryota, Metazoa, Arthropoda, Insecta, Hymenoptera, Orussidae. The transcript has 3 exons. The annotation marks the transcript as partial. Gene Ontology annotation, biological process: carbohydrate metabolic process. The record is from RefSeq and is a predicted model, not a curated record.
CUGAGACUUCCAUUAUAAACCAUGAGUCUCUCCACAAUUUUACGAUUGACUGUUAUUGCAACAUUUUCAAUUUGCGAAUUCGGGUUCAUAAAUUGUGACGACGAUCUGAAUUUCCCUGAAGGAUUUGUAUUGGGAGCAGCCACGGCUUCUUAUCAAGUCGAGGGAGCCUGGAACGUAAGUGAUAAAGGUGAAAACCAAUGGGACCAUUUCACGCACAAUGGAAAAGGCGUUAUCGUAGGAAACGCAACGGGAGAUGUCGCCUGUGACUCUUAUCACAAAUAUGAAGAAGACGUCGCCAUAUUGAAACAGCUGGGU